AUGCAACAGGAUAUGUCUGAGAAGAUGCGAGAAUCCCAAGAUGAUAUGAUGGCGAAGCUAACCAAACUGUUGACUGGAGGAGGUGAUAAGGGAAAGGGUCCCAUGGCUGAUGUCGAAGAGGUGGCUGAAAAGGAAAGAAUAAAGGAGGAGUUACCAAAGCAGCUAGAGAAAAGGUGCAAAUGGCUCGAGGAGAAAUUCAGGGCGAUGGAAGUCACCGAAAGCUGUCGUGGGAUUGACGCUAAAGAGCUGAGCUUAGUUCCUGAUUUGGUAAAUAUUAUCUUACUGAUGCUGGAUAUGGCAUUCGAAAUGGAUGUAUUACCCCAUAUUGGUGUUCGAUAUCAUUUAAAAGAGUUUGCUGCUGAAGGGCCUAAAAAUGCAAAGGAACUCUUUAAUCUUCAUCAUUCAUCAUUACGAAUCACUGUUGAACGUGUUUUUAGGAUUUUGAAGAAACGAAUGGGUAAGGGCAACAAAGAAGGGACCUCCAAACAAUUUAGGUGGACAAAACCGAUGGAACAUGUUUUCCUUGAAAUUCUAGCAAAGGAGGCUCGAAAAGGAAAUAAGCCUUCUAAUACUUUCAAAGCGGUUUCUAUUAAUCGAGUUGUCGACGCCAUUUCUGAAAGAUUCCAAGUCCAAUGCGAUGCGAAGCAUGUGGAAAAUCAUUUGAGGACAGUAAAAAACCAGUGGCAGAUUAUAUGCAAAAUUCGAGGUGAAAGUGGUUUUGGAUGGGAUGAUAACAUGAAAAUGAUCACAUGUGAUAGAGCGACAUAUGAUGUAGCAGUGAUGGCACACAAGAAGUAUGAACCAUUUUUGAAUAAAAGCAUUGAUCAUUAUGAUGAAAUGGCUUUGGUUGUUGGCAAAGAUAUGGCAACAGGGAGUUUUGCCAGAACAUUUGCUGACAUAGAUUUGGAUGAUGGUAAUGAAGAUUCAAUGCCUGUAGACUGCGGCAAUGAAGAGGCUGAAGAGGUAAGAACAAAUGUAUAUUCAUCUGGCACAUCCAAACAUAAAAGAAAAAGUGUUCAAGAAAGUGUCGUUGAUGAACAAAUUAAAUUUGUGGGUGAACAACUUGGAAAAUUGCUAAUGCUUUGGAGCAAUUUACUGCUGAUAAGACAUCACAGCUUUACGAACAAAUGA
Molecule: messenger RNA, 1131 nt
Organism: Gossypium raimondii (Peruvian cotton)
Lineage: Eukaryota; Viridiplantae; Streptophyta; Magnoliopsida; Malvales; Malvaceae
Exons: 5
Coding region: 1-1131 (376 amino acids)
Source: RefSeq, a predicted model, not a curated record